GCGGGAUCGUAAAAAGCGUCCUGUGUUCGGGUCAAUCUCCAGUACAAGACUCACGCAUUAAUUCAAGGAUGACUGUAAACCCCGGCGGACGGAGGCUGAGACAGUGGUUGAUUGAGCAGAUCCAAAGCAAUCUAUAUCCCGGUCUGUUAUGGGAGGAUGAGGAGCGCACGAUGUUUCGAAUCCCCUGGAAACAUGCAGGGAAACAGGACUACAACCAAGAAAUCGACGCUUCUAUCUUCAAAGCCUGGGCUGUGUUUAAGGGAAAAUUUAAAGAGGGGGACAAGGCAGAGCCUGCCACUUGGAAAACCAGGCUACGCUGUGCUUUGAACAAGAGUCCUGACUUUGAAGAAGUGACCGAUAGGUCCCAGCUGGACAUAUCAGAACCUUACAAGGUGUACAGGAUUGUUCCAGAGGAGGAGCAGAAGACAGGCAAAAGCACAGGCAUUAAUGGUAGCAGCCCCAGUGAUGUCACAGAUAUGGAGUGCAGCUCAGCAGAGCUGGAGGAACUAAUAAAGGAGUCUUCAAAUGAGAGGAGCCACUCACCGCUACAGGACCCAUGCAGGACUCAGCCCACUCAGGAAUGGUGGUCACACGGUAGUCUCAACUCUGUGCUUAUAAAUCAAGAUCCCUCUCCCACCACCAGUUUCAAUUCAGCCUUCUCACAGAUGAUGAUUUCCUUCUUCUAUGGUGGGAAGAUGGUGGGAAACACCCUGGCCGCUCAUGCUGAGGGCUGCCGCAUCUCCCUCUUCCAGCCGCCUGUGGUCAACGAAAUGCUGUACGGGCCUGACAGCCUCCAGAACAUCCGCUUCCCCCCGGUGGAGUUGAUCGAGCAUGAGCGCCAGCGCCACGUCACCAGAAAACUAUUUGGACACCUGGAGCGUGGGGUCCUCGUCCGCGCCAACCGCGAGGGAAUUUUCAUCAAGAGGUUGUGCCAGAGUCGGGUCUUCUGGAGUGGACUGUGCACACAAUACAGCCCAGGGCCCAGCAAGCUGGAGAGGGAUGCUGUUGUCAAGAUCUUUGACACCAGCAGAUUUUUACAUGCUCUGCAGUUAUAUCAGGAGGGCCAGUACCCUGCUCCUGACCCUACUGUCACACUCUGUUUUGGAGAAGAGUUUCAUGAUAUCAACACUGCGAAGAACAAACUAAUAAUUGUUCAGAUAACACCAGUGAAUUGCCAGCAACUCCUGGAUGCAGUCAAUGCCAGAAGAUCUCAGUACAGCAGUGGGAACCUGGAAAUUUCUGACGAGACACAGAAUGACCAGAUGGCACGCAUCUUCCAAGACUUGUGCAGCUACAAUGCUCCUCAGCGUUCCUGCUUCCGGGAGAAUUUGCCCAUAACCGUCUGACCAAACUACCCUAAGAUGCUAAUUGAGCAUGUGGUUGAAUGGGUGUUACAAGCCUUAUACAUCACAUCGCAUUUUAUUGGUUUAGUGAGGCAGAGUCUGAACUGUAUUUUCUGCCUGCCACUCUAGUAACAGGUGCAGCUCAUCUAUAGACAAGUGUAUUUCACAUGCUUAGAGGUGUGUGUAGGUGUGUAGGUAAAAUUGAAGUGGUAGCAUUUGACAGUUGAAAAAUUUGCCAUUUUUUUCUAGGUUUACUGGUGUUCAUUGGUACAGUGAUGCACCAGAUAUUUAGAAUACCAUUUCCUUCCUGUUGGCUUAUUGAAACUGUUUAAUUACAGCAAAGAUAGGUUUUACUAUCUAUGAGUGAGUGUGACGACUUCUUAAAAUUUUGUUAU
Molecule: messenger RNA, 1738 nt
Organism: Megalops cyprinoides (Indo-Pacific tarpon)
Lineage: Eukaryota; Metazoa; Chordata; Actinopteri; Elopiformes; Megalopidae
Gene: irf8
Product: interferon regulatory factor 8
Exons: 9
Coding region: 69-1346 (425 amino acids)
Biological process (GO): regulation of transcription by RNA polymerase II; immune system process
Cellular component (GO): nucleus
Molecular function (GO): protein binding; DNA-binding transcription factor activity, RNA polymerase II-specific; RNA polymerase II cis-regulatory region sequence-specific DNA binding
Source: RefSeq, a predicted model, not a curated record